UAUACAAUAGCUUUCAUGGCAUCACCAGCUGUUAUUUCCUCCCUGCUUUUCUACUCUUUUAUAGCUGCCUCUACUGUGGCUGCUAACUUCCACCGUGAUUUCGACAUCACAUGGGGAGAUGGUCGUGGUAAAAUUGUCAAUAAUGGAGAUGUUCUCACUCUCUCCCUUGAUAAAGCGUCUGGCUCUGGUUUCCAAUCCAAGAAUGAAUAUCUUUUUGGGAAGAUCGACAUGCAACUCAAGCUUGUCCCUGGGAACUCUGCAGGCAUUGUUACCGCCUAUUAUUUAUCUUCAAAAGGAUCAAAUUGGGAUGAGAUUGACUUUGAAUUCUUGGGAAACCUGAGUAGUGAUCCCUACAUCUUGCACACCAAUGUGUUUAGCCAGGGAAAAGGCAACAGGGAACAACAGUUCUAUCUAUGGUUCGACCCCACUGCAGAUUUCCACACUUACUCCAUCCUCUGGAAUCCCCAAAGAAUCAUCUUUUCUGUUGAUGGUACGCCGAUCAGAGAGUUCAAGAACUUGGAAUCAAUGGGAGUCCCAUUCCCCAAAGACCAGCCCAUGAGAAUAUACUCGAGUCUGUGGAACGCUGAUGACUGGGCAACAAGGGGUGGGGUGGUGAAGACAGAUUGGACACAAGCUCCUUUCACUGCUUCUUACAGGAACUUCAAUGCGAAUGCCUGCAUUUGGUCUACUGGAUCAUCUUCUUGCUCUUCAAAUUCCCCAGCUGCUUCAAAACCCAAUAAUGAAUGGCUUUCACAAGAUUUAGAUUCAUCAAAUCAGGAAAGGCUUCAAUGGGUGCAAAAGAAUUACAUGAUAUACAACUACUGCGCAGACACCAAGAGGUUCCCUCAAGGCUUGCCUACUGAAUGCAACACAGCCCAAAAAAAAUAUCGAUGUUUCAUUCUUAAUUCGACAUUCAGUCAAUUAUUUGAUUGUAAAAUGUUGAAAGUAUAA
Hibiscus syriacus is the source of this 951-nucleotide messenger RNA. Its product is annotated as probable xyloglucan endotransglucosylase/hydrolase protein 23. Gene Ontology annotation, biological process: xyloglucan metabolic process; cell wall biogenesis. Gene Ontology annotation, molecular function: xyloglucan:xyloglucosyl transferase activity; hydrolase activity, hydrolyzing O-glycosyl compounds. Lineage: Eukaryota; Viridiplantae; Streptophyta; Magnoliopsida; Malvales; Malvaceae. Bases 16 to 951 code for a protein of 311 amino acids. Gene Ontology annotation, cellular component: cell wall; apoplast. The transcript has 3 exons. The record is from RefSeq and is a predicted model, not a curated record.